Micropterus dolomieu (smallmouth bass) is the source of this 8468-nucleotide messenger RNA. RefSeq names its product myosin-10. The transcript has 45 exons. The record is from RefSeq and is a predicted model, not a curated record. Gene Ontology annotation, cellular component: myosin complex. Bases 205 to 6201 code for a protein of 1998 amino acids. Gene Ontology annotation, molecular function: ATP binding; actin filament binding; cytoskeletal motor activity. NCBI's taxonomy places the organism in Eukaryota, Metazoa, Chordata, Actinopteri, Centrarchiformes, Centrarchidae.
CCGGCGAGAGUUCGGUUGAGAGGGUGUUGGAUGGUGGGGGAGUACCACUGAUGAGAGAGCGGACGAAAGAAGAAGGGACUAUUUUAGCACGCAUUGGAUGAUUAAAACAUUUACCUUGUUGGAUACCGAUAAACACCUGGGCCGGGUUUCUUCAUCUACUGUGUGUGGUGGCCUAGUGUGUUCUGUUUCUGGUCUCCAGCAGCAAUGUCACAGAGGAGUGUGCAGGAGGACCCGGAGCGGUACCUCUUUGUGGACCGCGCCGUGGUCUACAACCCGGCCGCACAGGCUGACUGGACUGCCAAGAGGCUAGUAUGGAUCCCAUCAGAACGCCACGGCUUUGAGGCUGCUAGCGUUCGCGAGGAGCGUGGAGAUGAGGUGGUGGUGGAGCUGGCAGAGAAUGGGAAGAAGGCGGUGGUCAACAAGGAUGACAUCCAGAAGAUGAACCCGCCAAAGUUCAGCAAGGUAGAGGACAUGGCCGAACUCACCUGCCUGAACGAAGCCUCCGUGCUUCACAAUCUCAAAGACCGUUACUACUCUGGCCUCAUCUAUACAUACUCUGGUCUCUUCUGUGUGGUCAUAAAUCCCUACAAAAACCUGCCCAUCUACUCAGACAACAUCAUUGAGAUGUACAGGGGCAAGAAGAGGCACGAAAUGCCCCCUCACAUCUACGCCAUCUCAGAGUCUGCGUACAGAUGCAUGCUACAAGAUCGAGAGGACCAAUCCAUUCUUUGCACCGGUGAGUCAGGAGCUGGCAAGACGGAAAACACAAAAAAGGUCAUUCAGUACUUAGCACAUGUUGCCUCCUCCCACAAAAUAAGAAAAGACCACAACAUUCCUCCAGAAUCACCUAAACCAGUGAAACUACAGGCACAAAAUGCAGUUAGUGGACCCCUGUUUUAUGGUGAAUUGGAGCGUCAACUUUUACAAGCCAACCCCAUCCUUGAGUCUUUUGGGAAUGCUAAGACGGUGAAAAAUGACAACUCGUCACGUUUUGGGAAAUUCAUCCGGAUCAACUUUGAUGUCACCGGAUACAUUGUUGGAGCCAAUAUUGAAACCUACUUACUGGAGAAAUCAAGAGCUAUUCGUCAAGCCAAAGAUGAACGCACCUUCCAUGUUUUCUACCAGCUGCUGGCUGGAGCCGGAGAGCACCUCAAAUCGGACCUGCUUUUGGAAGGAUUCAACAGCUACCGUUUCCUGUCCAACGGUAACAUCCCAAUCCCAGGCCAGCAGGACAAAGACAACUUCCAGGAGACCAUGGAGGCCAUGCACAUCAUGAGCUUCGCCCACGAAGAGAUUCUGGCCAUGUUGAAGGUGGUGUCCUCUGUGCUACAGUUUGGUAACAUUAUCUUUAAGAAGGAGAGGAACUCUGACCAAGCCUCUAUGCCUGAUAACACUGCUGCUCAGAAGCUGUGUCAUCUGCUGGGUAUGAAUGUAAUGGAGUUUACCAGAGCCAUCCUGUCCCCAAGGAUCAAAGUGGGACGAGACUACGUCCAGAAAGCGCAGACUAAAGAGCAGGCUGACUUUGCUGUUGAGGCCUUGGCUAAAGCGACAUAUGAGCGUCUGUUCCGCUGGCUGGUCCAUCGCAUUAACAAAGCUCUGGACAGAACCAAACGGCAGGGUGCCUCCUUCAUCGGCAUCCUGGACAUUGCGGGUUUUGAGAUUUUCCAGCUGAACUCAUUUGAGCAGCUAUGUAUCAACUACACCAAUGAAAAGCUGCAGCAGCUCUUCAACCACACCAUGUUCAUCCUGGAGCAGGAGGAGUACCAGAGGGAGGGCAUUGAGUGGAGCUUCAUCGACUUCGGCCUCGACCUGCAGCCCUGCAUCGACCUCAUUGAGAGGCCGGCGAACCCUCCAGGAGUGUUGGCUCUGCUUGAUGAAGAGUGCUGGUUCCCCAAGGCCACGGACAAGACCUUUGUAGACAAGCUGACCCAGGAGCAGGGCACACACACCAAGUUCCAGAAGCCCCGACAGCUCAAAGAUAAGGCCGACUUCUGCAUCAUCCACUACGCCGGCAAGGUGGACUAUAAGGCAGAUGAGUGGCUAAUGAAGAACAUGGACCCCCUGAAUGACAAUGUGGCCACACUUCUUCAUCAGUCAACUGAUAAAUUUGUGGCUGAACUUUGGAAAGAUGUCGACCGCAUCGUGGGCCUGGACCAGGUGGCAGGAAUGAACGAGACAGCCUUUGGUGCCACCUACAAAACGAAAAAGGGCAUGUUUCGUACAGUUGGACAGCUCUACAAGGAGUCGCUCACCAAGCUCAUGGCCACACUGAGGAACACCAACCCCAACUUCGUCCGCUGCAUCAUCCCCAACCAUGAAAAAAGAGCUGGUAAACUGGAGCCUCACCUGGUUCUGGACCAGCUGAGGUGUAAUGGAGUCCUAGAGGGCAUUCGUAUCUGCAGACAGGGCUUCCCCAACCGCAUCGUCUUCCAGGAGUUCAGACAGAGAUAUGAGAUCCUAACACCCAACGCUAUCCCCAAGGGAUUCAUGGAUGGUAAACAAGCCUGUGAGAGAAUGAUCCGAGCCCUGGAGCUGGACCCGAACCUGUUCCGUAUUGGUCAGAGUAAGAUCUUCUUCAGAACUGGUGUUCUGGCUCACCUGGAGGAGGAGAGAGAUCUGAAGAUCACUGACAUCAUCAUUUACUUCCAGUCUGUGUGCCGUGGAUACUUGGCACGCAAGGCCUUUGCUAAGAAGCAGCAGCAGUUGAGUGCCCUAAAGGUCCUUCAGAGGAACUGUGCUGCUUACUUGAAGCUGCGACACUGGCAGUGGUGGAGGCUCUUCACCAAGGUGAAGCCUCUGCUGCAGGUCACCAGGCAGGAGGAGGAGAUGCAAGCCAAAGACGAGGAGCUGAUAAAAGUGAAGGAGAGACAGCUCAAGGUGGAGAAUGAGCUGGUGGAGAUGGAGAGGAAACACCAACAGCUCAUAGAGGAGAAGAAUAUCCUAGCAGAGCAACUCCACGCGGAGACGGAGCUGUUCGCCGAGGCCGAAGAGAUGAGAGUUCGUCUGCUUUCUAGGAAGCAAGAGUUGGAGGAGAUCCUUCAUGACCUGGAGUCCAGGGUGGAGGAAGAGGAGGAGAGGAACCAGAGCCUGCAGAAUGAGAAGAAGAAGAUGCAGUCACACAUCCAGGACUUGGAGGAGCAGCUCGAUGAGGAGGAAGCUGCAAGGCAGAAGCUGCAACUGGACAAAGUGACAGCUGAGGCGAAGAUCAAGAAAAUGGAGGAGGACAUUCUCCUGCUGGAAGACCAAAACUCCAAGUUCCUCAAGGAGAAGAAGCUGCUGGAGGACAGGAUUGGCGAGAUGACCUCCCAGCUCACGGAGGAGGAGGAGAAAGCAAAGAACCUUGGCAAGAUCAAGAACAAGCAGGAAAUGAUGAUGGUUGACCUGGAGGAGCGUUUAAAGAAGGAGGAGAAAACGCGUCAGGAGCUGGAGAAGGCCAAACGCAAACUGGAUGCUGAGACGACCGACCUGCAGGACCAGAUUGUGGAACUUCAGGCUCAGAUAGAGGAGCUGAAGAUCCAACUGGCCAAAAAGGAGGAGGAGCUGCAGGCUGCUCUGGCCAGGAGUGAUGAGGAGACCGUCCAGAAGAACAACGCCUUGAAGCAGGUUCGGGAGCUGCAGGCCCAGCUAGCUGAGCUUCAGGAGGAUCUGGAGUCGGAGAAGAUGUGUCGAACUAAAGCUGAAAAGCUUAAGAGGGACCUGAGUGAGGAGCUCGAGGCUCUGAAGACAGAGCUCGAGGACACGCUGGAUACUACGGCUGCCCAGCAGGAGCUCAGGUCCAAGCGAGAGCAAGAGGUGGCAGAGCUGAAGAAGGCCAUUGACGAGGAGACCAAAAACCACGAGGCUCAGAUCCAGGAAAUGAGACAGAGGCACGCCACAGCACUGGAAGAAGUGUCCGAACAGCUGGAACAGGCCAAGAGGUUCAAAGCCAACCUGGAGAAGAAUAAGCAGAGUCUGGAAAGUGACAACAAAGAGAUGGCCUGUGAGGUGAAGAGUCUGCAGCAGACAAAGAUGGAGUCAGAACACAAGAGGAAGAAACUGGAGACCCAGCUGCAGGAGUUUAUGACCAGGGCCACCGAGGUAGAGAGGGCCAAGGCAGAGCUGGCUGAACGCUCGCACAAACUCCAGACGGAGCUGGACAAUGUGUCCGCUUUGCUGGAAGAGUCAGAGAAGAAGGGGCUCAAAUUGGCCAAGGAAGUUGACAAACUGAACAGCAAACUGCAAGACUCAGAGGAAUUGCGGCAGGAGGAGACACGUCAGAAGCUGAACCUGAGCGGCCAAAUCCGCCAGCUGGAGGUGGAAAAGAACACCUUGCUGGAGCAGCAGGAGGAGGAUGAGGAAGCACGACGCAACCUGGAGAAACAGCUGCAGACAGUGCAUGCUCAGCUGUUUGAGACAAAGAAGAAGCUCGAGGAGGACGUGGCAUCCAUGGAUGGCCUGGAGGAGGUGAAGAGAAAACUCCAGAAGGACGUGGAGCUGACCAGCCAGCGUCUGGAGGAGAAGACCAUGGCCAUGGACAAGAUGGAGAAGACAAAGAACCGGCUGCAGCAGGAGCUGGACGACCUGAUGGUGGACCUGGACCACCAGAGACAGAUAGUCUCGAACCUCGAAAAGAAACAGAAGAAGUUUGACCAGCUGCUGGCUGAGGAAAAGACCAUCUCGGCUCGUUAUGCUGAGGAGCGUGAUCGUGCGGAGGCUGAGGCCAGAGAGAAGGACACCAAGGCUCUGUCUAUGGCCAGAGCUCUGGAGGAGGCCUUGGAGGCCAAAGAGGAACUGGAGAGGUUCAACAAGCAACUCCGGGCCGAAAUGGAGGAUCUGAUGAGCUCCAAGGAUGACGUUGGGAAGAACGUCCAUGAACUGGAGAAGUCCAAGCGAACGCUGGAGCAACAGGUGGAGGAGAUGAGAACUCAGCUGGAGGAGCUGGAGGAUGAGCUGCAGGCCACAGAGGACGCCAAACUGCGUCUGGAGGUCAACAUGCAGGCCAUGAAGGCCCAGUUCGACCGAGACCUGCAGGCCAGAGAUGAGCAGGGAGAGGAGAAGAAGAGGGCGCUUGUCAAACAGGUGCGUGAGAUGGAAGCAGAGUUGGAGGACGAAAGGAAGCAGAGAACUCUGGCUGUCGCCGCCAAGAAGAAGCUGGAGAUGGAUCUGAACGAGCUGGAGGGACAGAUCGAAGCCGCUAACAAAGGCAGAGACGAGGCUAUUAAACAGCUCCGAAAACUACAGGCUCAGAUGAAGGACUUCCAGAGGGAGCUGGAGGAGGCCAGAGCCUCCAGGGACGAGAUCUUCACCCAGUCCAAGGAAAACGAAAAGAAACUCAAGAGCCUAGAAGCUGAAAUCCUACAGCUACAGGAGGACCACGCAGCGUCGGAGAGGGCCCGUCGACAUGCUGAACAGGAGAGGGACGAGCUGGCUGAUGAGAUCUCCAACAGUGCUUCUGGAAAGUCGUCUCUGCUGGAAGAGAAGAGGAGGCUGGAGGCUCGUAUCGCCCAGCUGGAGGAGGAGCUGGAGGAGGAGCAGGGCAACAUGGAGCUGCUCAACGACCGCUUCAGGAAGUCCACCUUACAGGUCGACGGCCUGAAUGCUGAGUUGGCCGGAGAACGCAGCGCCGCGCAGAAGAGUGAGAACGCUCGGCAGCAGAUGGAGCGGCAGAACAAGGACUUGAAAGCCAAGCUGGCGGAGCUGGAGGGGACCGUCAAGUCAAAGUUUAAGGCUUCCAUAACUGCCCUGGAGGCCAAGAUCCUGCAGCUGGAGGACCAGCUGGAGCAGGAGGCAAAGGAGAGAGCAGCAGCCAACAAAAUCGUCCGUCGUACGGAGAAGAAACUGAAGGAGGUGAUGAUGCAGGUGGAGGAUGAGCGUCGUCAUGCUGACCAGUACAAAGAGCAGAUGGAGAAAGCCAACUCUCGUAUGAAGCAGCUGAAGCGUCAACUGGAGGAGGCAGAAGAGGAGGCCACCCGGGCUAACGCCUCCCGCAGGAAGCUGCAGAGGGAGCUGGACGACGCCACGGAGGCCAGCGAGGGUCUCACCCGGGAGGUCAACUCCCUCAAGAACCGCCUCAGGCGCGGCGGUCCGGUCAGCAGCUUCUCCUCCAGCCGUUCAGGCCGCCGCAACCUCAACCUGGACGGUGCCUCCGCCGAUAUGUCGGACGACGACGCCGACAGCCGCGCCGGCGACUUCAAUGAGAUGCAGACCUCCAACGCCGAGUAGACACAGCAACCCUCCCGUUCCUCGCUUUUCCCCCCCUCUCCCCGCCACUGACCCACUUCACCUUCAUCUCAUCCACCUGUGACCUGCAUCCCCAGUCCAAAAAAAAAAUUUAAAAAAAUCCUCUGCGUUACUAUCGUCUUAAACAUUUCAAAACCACCGACUGGACAGAAGAUUGGAGCAAUGAGCUGUUUUUGGUAAAGAUGAGCGGAGUAAGCCUGGCAGCCCGCCUCUACCCUUUUUGUAUCAGUUAACACUGCAGGGAAAAUCCACCGCCCUCCCCCGACGUAAAGCCUCCAGUCCUGGAGAGUCACAGGGGCAAGUGGACAAUUCUGCCUUACUCUGCCCCCCACUCUGGCAAGCUGCUAGUCCUGGCUCGUCUCUCGGCCAUGUAUUCAUCUCAGCGCCAUAACGUAACACCCCUCCCAUCGGGCGUGAAGAUAUCUAAUCAGCUUAUGGAGAAAGUAUGCAUAGGUGCAAAGUGCUUUUUAUACAUAUGAACCUCUGCGUGUGAUGUUGGUGGAGGUGUACACACAUCAAUUAUGUAAUGUAUGUGAAUGCACUCCAUACUGGAAAUGCAGGAUUACAAGGAAACGUAUUUCACUGUUGUUAUAAGUGUUCUGCUCACUAGUUAAGUAAAAGCCAUCUCAUAGCUGACACACUCCCUCCUUCUCAGUGCUCAGACUGACUGUCCUUUCAAAAUGGAGAAGCCCGAACCCGAGCUCAGUGUGGCCUUUAGACUGCAUGAGGUUCCCUCUGAUGUACAGACUGUUUCUACACUACAGCACUACAGGAAUGACUAACAUCUCGGGACAUGCAAUAGAAAAACAAGGACUCUGAAUUGAAAGUGUAUUACUGUGAAGAAAAAAAAAAAAGGGUAUUUUAUUUUGUCUUCAUCUCAACAUUUAGUGAAGGAAUGUGUAGCUGGGUUAUAACUAGGAAUCCCACAGCGAACCCGUUUUGUGUUUGGCUUUUUAUUGUCCUCUCCUGUGGAUUGUCAUGAGCUGCGAAAGAUGUUUUGAAUUUUUAAACUGGACACCAACAGGGAGCUCUUACUGGAAGCACUGAAGUGGCACUCAGUCCAUGUUUUCAAUGUGACACUAAAAUGGUUACAGCUUAGGUAAAACAUGUCAUCUGAUGUAGAGAAAUCUUCAGUACAUUUCAACAUUUGUGCCUCAGUUUGUAUUAUUACAUUUGAGUCACAGAGCUAAAGCUUCAGUUUUUCUAAACAAAUACCUGCCGAUCUUUGGAAACCCAAAAGAUCCUUUAAUGCCACUAACUGCUGUUGUGAAAGGCAUUUCAAAUCCUCAGACUCUUCAAACCAUUUGGAUUUAAAAUAAAAAAAAAAUUCAUUCUGUUGCACAAUAAAAACGACUUUUUAACAUUUAACUUUUAAGGCAGCAUGGAUGAGAAGUCUUUAAAGUACUCCGAAAAAGUGGAAAUUUAAACGGCUACAGUCCCACGACAACUGCUUUUUCACCAGUUUUCCAAGUUAAGACUAAGUUGUGUGGACCAAGAAGGGAGCUUACCAGACCUCUGUAGCCCACUCCUCCAUAUAGUUGAGGCUACAUUAGCUGCUGCUAGCAUAACACACCAGAAUCUCCCACCCAAAUGGUGUAGUUACAGUGUGGGUAUUGUAGGCGACUUUAUUCUGGACUUGCAUGUCAGGAUGGUUGUCUGCGGCAGACUCCUUUGUCCUGCUCCUGUUAACAGCAUGUUUCUUUAAAAGUGCCUUAGACACUAAAUAAGAACAUAAUGGGCAAACUAUUUCAUCACAAAUGUGAAACAAAACACUAAAUCAGAUGAAGCCAGUACACCAAGAACAUAUUCAACCUUUUCUCCCUCCCUUCCUUUUGUAUUUUUGCUGCGCUUCAUAUCAUAUUCUCUGUGUAACUCUUUGUUCAUAAUAACCUGUUGGGUCAAAAUCAGUAUUCCAGUACAAUAACCACAUGAGAUGCGGAGCCCUCGGCAGCUGCAUUUCCCAAAAUUAUGUUUGUACUAAGAUCUCCUCCUGCCCGUGACCACUCACGGCUGAAGGCUCAGUACUGAAGUUAUUUUAGGAAAUGCGCUGCACGGGAUUUCUUUUGGUUGGAAGCUUUAUCAUCCACAAGUAGUUAACUCAUUUUUUGUUUUUAUCAUCCAGCUGGCUGUUGGCAACCAGGCAUUCAACUGCAAAUACUCCCAUCAUAUUAUUUCUUGUAUACCUGUAUUUCUAGACUGUAACUUUUCUGUUUGUUUUUGUAAAAGGAAAAUAAAGCAUAUUCAUUGUA